This is a messenger RNA of Tarenaya hassleriana, 1761 nucleotides long. RefSeq lists its product as uncharacterized. The coding region runs from base 3 to 1703 and encodes 566 amino acids. The record is from RefSeq and is a predicted model, not a curated record. The transcript has a single exon. NCBI's taxonomy places the organism in Eukaryota, Viridiplantae, Streptophyta, Magnoliopsida, Brassicales, Cleomaceae.
AGAUGGAGAAGAGAGAGCUGGUCCAUCUUCCAAUCCAUCGUCACCCUUUGAUACCGCGUGACAUGUCAAUUCUCCACUGCGAGAUGUGCCUUAUUCGACAAAAGAACUCGGAUGGUUACCGUUGUGACAGUCAAACUUGCCUUUUUGUAAUCCACAGGGAAUGCGCAGAAUCGCCAUUGGAGCUCCACCACCCUUAUCACCCUCCACACCCUCUCGCUCUCCGUCCCCUUGAUCAUGAUCUCGGUGAAGCUUCACAGCUAUGCAGUUUCUGCGCAGAGAAACUCAUAGGAGGAUGGGUAUAUCACUGCCCCGACUGUAAAUUCAUCGUCCAUCUGCUUUGCGCUAGGAAACCGCCGGCUGUCGAUCUGGUUCAGCCCAAGAGCCACGGCCAUAAGCUCUUCCUCCUCCCCAAACCACGUAUCUUCACCUGCGAUGCUUGCGGUUUGACCCUCGAUACUCCCUCUCUUCCUUGCGCUUGUCUCCAAUGCGGAGUCAUACUCCAUGGAUCAUGCGUUGGUUUGCCACGCGUCAUCCGGAUCUCCCGCCACCAUCAUCGUCUCCGUUACGCUUCCUCUCCCCCUCCAUCUCACGAAGCAUGGUGCUGCGGGGUUUGCCGCAAGGCGGUUGACGGCCAAUACGGGGCGUAUUUUUGCGUCAACAGCUGCCGUUAUGUCGUCCACGCAAAGUGCGCAACACGAAAGGAUGUAUGGGACGGGGAAGACCUCGAGGGAAUGCCUGAAGAACCCGAAGAUGUGGAGGAGCCGUUCGAGGUUAUAAAUGACAAAGUUAUACGGCAUUUCAUUCACGAGCAUCACCUUCAAUUGAACGAGGUCGACAGUGCCAGGUUAGAUGGAAGCGAGCACUGCCAAAUAUGCGCUCUUUCUAUUCGUAUUCAUCCUGGUAACAUCUACCGCUGCACGCAAUGCGACUGCGGUUUCGUCCUCCACGAAACAUGCGCCAAUCUACCAAGAACGACGUGGCACAUGUUACAUCCCCAUCGCCUCAAGCUACAGACUUGUGGAACAGAGGUGGAUAUGUGUGACAUUUGCCUUCGGCACUUCAGUGGCUUCAAGUACGAUUGCGGCAGAGAAGAUUGUUAUUUCAAGAUCGACGUGCGCUGUGCCGCCGUCUCGGAGCCCUUACUCCAUAUAACUCAUCCACAUCCUCUGUUCUCCUUGUCGAAUUUGUUUCGCGGCAAAGCAUGCUCCGGCUGCAAGGAAACAGACAGUUUCAGCACGAAGAUGGAAUGCAUCGAGUGCGACUUCUGCUUAUGUUUCGACUGUAUAACCUUGCCACCAAAAGUAAGGUGGUACGAGCAGGAUAGACAUCCUCUUGCACUUGGCGGCGGCGGCGGCGGUGAAGAAGAGGGCGGAGAAAACUGGUGGUGGUGCGAGAUCUGUGAAGAGAAAAUGGAUCCGGGAGAGGGAUUGUAUUACACUUGUGACGCUUGUUGUGUCACUGUCCAUGCCCAUUGCCUCCUGGGGGCGGAUCCACUCAUGAAGACGGGUCAUUAUUCCGACCCAUAUGUUGAUCCCGAUAGUGUCCCGCCAAGGCCGACCGAGUUUGAAACCCUAGCCAACAUCAGUUGCUCCCGACCGUUCUGCCGUGUGUGUCGGAGGCGUUGCCCGUUUCCCACUGUCUUCAGGGCAAAGGGUCAUCAUUUCUGUACUUACCAUUGCCUAAAUUUUUGUGUUUGGUUUUAACUUUUUAAGUACUUGUUUUUCUUGUAAUUGAAAAAGACCGAUGCCCGGUUUUUAUUUC